AUGGGUUCGAGUAAGCUAAAACGCGCCAUAGGAGCCGUGAAAGACCAGACAAGCCUGGGAUUAGCGAAAGUCGGAGGUCGAGGCAGUUUUAUAACGGAGCUCGAAAUAGCCAUCGUGAAAGCAACGCGACACGACGAAUAUCCAGCGGAUGAGAAAUACAUCAGAGAGAUCUUAAGCCUAACGUCCUACUCACGCAACUACGUAAGCGCUUGUGUUUCAACUCUCUCUCGACGUCUCAACAAGACCAAGAACUGGUUGGUUGCUCUCAAAACCUUGAUUUUGGUCCAACGUUUGUUAACAGAAGGAGACAGAGCGUACGAGCAAGAGAUCUUCUUCGCCACGAGACGAGGAACGAGAUUGCUUAACAUGUCUGAUUUCAGAGACGCGAAUCGUUCUGAUUCGUGGGAUUACUCUGCUUUUGUUCGGACUUACGCUCUGUAUUUGGACGAUCGGCUUGAUUUCCGGAUGCAAGGAAAGAGAGGGAAACACGGUAAUGAUGGUGGUGAUUCCGGUGACGACGAAGAUGAUCAUCGAGAGACCAAUGCCAAUAUUCGGUCGAGAGCUCUUGUGGUUAAGACCAAACCAGUCACAGAGAUGAAAACAGAGAAAAUCUUCACCAGAGUACAUCAUUUACAACAGCUUCUUGAUCGGUUCUUGGCUUGUCGUCCAACAGGUAAUGCGAAGAACAACAGAGUGGUGAUAGUGGCUUUGUAUCCUAUAGUGAAAGAGAGUUUUCAGAUAUAUUACAACGUAACAGAGAUAAUGGGAGUGUUGAUAGAUCGAUUUAUGGAGUUAGACAUUCAUGAUUCGAUCAAAGUCUAUGACAUCUUCUCUCGAGUUUCGAAACAGUUGGAUGAGUUAGAUCCGUUUUACGGAUGGUGUAAGAAGAUGGGAGUUGCAAGAUCUUCAGAGUAUCCAGAGUUGGAGAAGAUCACACAGAAGAAACUUGAUCUCAUGGAUGAGUUCAUAAGAGAUAAAUCUGCUUUAGCUGCGCAAACAUCUAAAUCAUCAUCAAGAAACUCUAACAAAUCCGAAGAAGAGGAAGAGAGAAAAACAGAGGAAGUUCAAGAAGAAGAUUUCAACACCAUUAAAGCAUUACCAGCACCGAAUCACGAAGAGGAAGAGGAAAAAGAAGAAAUGGAAACAAAGAAAGAUAUUCAAGAAGUGGUUUCAAGACAAGAUCAAGAAGGUGAUUUGCUGGAUUUAACUGACGAGGCGGUUGAAACGGGAGGAGCGGUUGGUGAUAGUUUGGCGUUAGCGUUAUUCGAUGGAGAGGUAGCGACUGAGACUGCGUCUGGACCGGGGUGGGAAGCGUUUGAUGACGAUUCAGCGGACUGGGAGACAGCUUUGGUGAAAUCAGCGACGAGAUUGUCGGGACAAAAGAGUGAGCUUGGAGGAGGAUUUGACAGGUUGUUGCUUGAUGGAAUGUAUCAGUACGGUGCGGUUAACGCGGCGGUUCAAACGUCUACGGCUUAUGGAAGCAGUGGAAGUGCGAGUAGCGUUGCGUUUGGUUCUGCAGGAACACCAGCAGCCUCUAUUUUGGCAUUGCCGGCGCCACCACCGAUGGCCAACGGAAACAGAGUAGGAAGCAAAAGUCAGGUGAUAGUAGACCCAUUUGCGGCGUCGCUAGAGGUGGCACCACCACCGUACGUGCAAAUGAAUGAUUUGGAGAGAAAGCAAAGAUUGUUGAUGGAAGAACAAAUGAUGUGGGAUCAGUACAACAGAAAUGGAAGACAAGGUUACAUGAAUUUCAUACAAAACCAACAACAACAUUAUCAGCUUCCAUACUCCAUGGGACCUUACUCUUACACACCUCGUUAUUGA
This is a messenger RNA of Microthlaspi erraticum, 1824 nucleotides long. NCBI's taxonomy places the organism in Eukaryota, Viridiplantae, Streptophyta, Magnoliopsida, Brassicales, Brassicaceae. The record is from the annotation of a GenBank genome assembly.